UGCGCAUGCGCGGCAGGGCGCGAGACCGUCAUCUGAAAAAUCUGAUGUCAUCCAGCCGGCAAUAUUUUCCUCUCUGUCCUUACGUUCAAUUGCAAUCAUAUUCCACCGCAAUAUAAACAGUGCGUGUAAAUAGUGAAAGUGUAGACUGCGCCUGUCGUUUGAUUCUGUGUGCAUCAUGCAUCUCAAUGGAGCGAGCAGCAGCUGAUCUAGACGGCUUGUUUUGCUGGAUGAAGGUGGACGCUUAGGACACAACAGGUUAUCGGCGUUUAUUGUAGGAGAGAAAUACGAUGUCUGCGAGAGAAAGACUGAAAGAGAAGAUGAUAAAAGAGAGCGUCACACUGCUGCCAUGCUUUUAUUUCGUGGAGCUGCCUUCCCUCCUGGUCUCUUCUAUGGUCAGUGUGUAUUUUUUGGAGUGGGCGGACAUUUUCAAACCGGUCCGCUGGGGUUUCAGCUGUCACGACCGGAGUCUGAGUCUGCCUUAUAUUGAACCCACUCAUGAGGUCAUUCCCUUCCUCAUGCUCCUCCUCCUCACCUCGCUUUACGCAGCUCCUGCCAUCACGGUCAGUCUAACUCUUCAAAUAAUUGACUGCCAGAGAUCUCACAAAUCCAGAGGAGGAGCUGAAGCCGAUAUCAACGCCGCGGGCUGCAACUUUAACUCUUUCGUCCGGCGAGGUGUCAGGUUUGUGGGCGUUCAUGUGUUUGGCUUAUGCGCCACAGCUUUGAUUACCGACAUCAUCCAGUUGUCGACAGGUUACCCCGCCCCCUACUUCCUGACUGUCUGCAAGCCCAACUACACUCACCUCAAUACCUCCUGUGAUGAAAGUUUCUUCAUCCUAGAGGACAUCUGCUCAGGAUCUGACGCCGCUGUCAUCAACGCCGGCAGAAAAUCCUUCCCAUCACAGCAUGCUACGCUGGCAUCCUUUGCUGCCGUGUAUAUCUCGAUGUACUUCAACAGCACGCUGACAGACUCAUCCAAACUGCUGAAGCCUCUUCUGGUGUUCUCCUUCAUCAUCUCUGCUAUUAUAUGUGGACUAACCCGCAUUAUUCAGCACAAGAACCACGCCAUUGAUGUUUACCUGGGCUUCCUGCUAGGAGGGGGCAUCGCUGUUUAUCUAGGUUUGUUUGCUGUAGGAAACUUCCAACCGAGCAAGGAGAAACAAUCAAGUCAUCUUCACAUUCGCGAUUCUCAUCGAACUAUGGCUGACCUUUGCCAGCAAGGUCACCACCUACCAGCCAAGAGCUGCAGCGAUGGCCUCUCAUCUUCCUGCUCUGAGGGCAUCUUGCAUCGCAGCACCCAGCACCACCAGGCUGGAUCUCUUAGCAGCUUGAAAAGACCAAGUGGAGAUGUGGAGGUCAUCACCCGCAGUCCUCCACACAAAGAGAACAUGGUGACCUUCAACACCUUGCCAAGAGUGCAUACGCCUGCCAUGGAUGAAUCUGCUUUCCGCAAUGCCACCAUCCACACCUCCUCUGUAGACUCCAGUCGAUCGAAGCAGCUGCUGAUGCAAUGGAAGAGUAAGAAUGAAAACCAUAAACACUCCCUGCAUGCCAUGGAAGGCGGACCAGGACAGUCCCCUCCAAACAGCAUGGAUGUCCGUUGCAAUUCUGAACCCUCAGCUGUUGGAAUCAAUGGCGAACAUCAAGGACCUGGAACCCCAUACCUAAAAAUGGCAACUGGAAGUUCAACACUACCUAACAACCCCAGUGGAAUUGCUGGUGGUACUCGGAUACCCAUGCAGUCUAGGCCUGGUUCCUCGCAGCUGGUGCACAUCCCAGAGGAGACACAGGAGAACAUGGGUGGUUUGCCAAAUACCAGUAACGCCCGUGACAAAUGGCUUAAAAGCAUGGAGAGGACUGGGGAGAAGGGUGGGGAGGUACCGGUGGUUGGACUAACUCCAAUGGCCAGUCAGCGCAUUAUGCAGGUCAUUGCAAUGUCCAAGCAGCAAGGUCUCCUGCAGGGGAGCUCUCCCAGUUCUGAGAGCAGCAGCCACACAAGCUCCACUGCUCCUCUGCAGCGCUACAAGAGCCUAACUGAGGAGUCUGGAGGUCAAGGCAGCACUGGAGCCAUCAUUCGGGUGGAAGCCCAUCCGGAGAACGGCCGACCCCUGGUGCACGCGCACUCCACGGAUGGAAGUGGCUCCUGGACGUGGAAGUCCCAAAGCAGCUUCAGGCAGUCAUUUGAGCUCAAUGACUUGAAUCGAGACUCUGAGAGUUCAGAAUCCGUGAGGGAUGGGAACAGUUCUACAGAUAGGAAGAAAAAUGGCCCCAAUGCUCCUAAAGUCGUCGCAGUGCCAACUGUCCCUGCUUUAUCUGCAACAGCUAGUGACCACCAUCCCAACCAGACCAUUUCCACCAUUCGGGUCACUCCCAUGGAAAUGACUGAAUCUGGUCCUGAGAGUCGCGAUUCGAGCUUGCGCAGAAAAACUAGGAUCCUUAUUCCUGAAAGAGGAAACAGUCCAGACAAUACCAGGAAUAUUUUUUACAAGGGAACAUCCACCACCCCAGUUUUCAAAGAGUAAUCAGUAAUUAUCUUGACACAAACAGAAAAAAUGAAAUAACCAGAAGACGUUUGGUGUUGUGUAGACACAUGUGCUAGAUUUUACACAUCUUCAAUGGCAUCACCUGUUAUGCAUGAGACGAUUCACUGAUGAUUCACAAUAUGGCAGCAACAAAAGCACAAAAUCCAGGUUUGGUCAGAACUUUGUUUACUUUUGCGAUAACAACAUUGUAAACAAAUGACAGUAUAUCAUAAGGAAACAGUCUUACCUUUAGUGAAACACUGUGAAGCUGGAACUGUGACUGUGCCAAGAUUGAACUGCAACACUGUAUUAAAGUAUUUAACAUCUCAGAUAUCUUAAAAGAUUUUCCAUAUAGUCAUACUUUCACUGAUAACUAUGCUAGCUGAAACUCUUAUUUUUGUAUUCUGUAUAUAACUUUUAAACUUGGUGCUGGCCAAUUCUGAGAACGAUAUGUAAAAACAAAAAGUUAAG
This is a messenger RNA of Puntigrus tetrazona (Sumatra barb), 2990 nucleotides long. Its product is annotated as 2-lysophosphatidate phosphatase PLPPR4-like. Lineage: Eukaryota; Metazoa; Chordata; Actinopteri; Cypriniformes; Cyprinidae. Gene Ontology annotation, biological process: phospholipid dephosphorylation; phospholipid metabolic process; axonogenesis. Gene Ontology annotation, molecular function: phosphatidate phosphatase activity. The record is from RefSeq and is a predicted model, not a curated record.